Messenger RNA from Ipomoea nil (Japanese morning glory), 882 nucleotides. RefSeq lists its product as uncharacterized. The record is from RefSeq and is a predicted model, not a curated record. Bases 1 to 882 code for a protein of 293 amino acids. NCBI's taxonomy places the organism in Eukaryota, Viridiplantae, Streptophyta, Magnoliopsida, Solanales, Convolvulaceae. The transcript has a single exon.
AUGGCGUUGUUUUAUGUGCAUCAACAAGGUGAGCGAUCUUUUUGUGACGUUUAUGCUAUGCGAUUUGAGAUAUCUCUCAUGAUUUGUUUAUGGCUUGUGUGUUUCGAUUCUGGCACCAUGGCAGCACGGUCGCCCCCGGCUCUUAGUCUUAUCGAGGAUAAGUGGGCUGAUCUGUCUCUGGCUGAUGAAGAAUGCGGUGGUUUAACAGCGCCGGAUGCCCAGGUUGUCGACGAGGGUACAUCACAAUGGGAAUUGGUGGGACGUUUCCUCACUAAUCGAGCGAUUAAAUUUGAACAUAUGCAGCUGGUGAUGGCGUCGGUUUGGAGGCCAGUCAUGGGUAUGCAUCUCGACCUCCUAGAUAAGAAUCUGUUUCUAUUCCAUUUCCCUCACCCUAAGGAUAUGCAACGUGUCCUCGACGACGGUCCAUGGUCAUACGAGAAUAACCUGUUGGUCUGUGCGCAGAUCAAGCCGGGGAUGAGGCCGGACGAGGUGGAUCUUAAUAACAUCCCCUUUUGGGUCCAAGUCCAUGGACUGCCAGCGGUUUAUGCAUCGCAGGAUUUCAUCACCAAGAUUGGUGACCAUGUGGGCGCUUUCAUGUCGAUUGAUCCGAAUAACUUUGGGGGUUCAUGGAGAAGCUACUACAGGAUCCGCAUAAUGUUGGACGUGAAUCUUUCGCUAAAAAGGAGGAUGAAAUUGCUCCGUAGGGAUGUCACAUCCCAAUGGAUCACGUUCAGGUAUGAGAGGCUUAAUAUUUUUUGUUUCUGUUGCGGGAUUCUGGGGCAUACAGAGAAGUUCUGUAAAAAAGUCUACGAGGAGGGGAUAGAAUCGGAGGCUUUUCCGUUUGGGGCUUGGAUGAAGGUAGGGCCUAGGCGACAGGUUUAA